This is a messenger RNA of Owenia fusiformis, 1441 nucleotides long. The record is from the annotation of a GenBank genome assembly. Lineage: Eukaryota; Metazoa; Annelida; Polychaeta; Sabellida; Oweniidae.
GAAAUUAUUACCCUUUAUAUAUCACAUUGAAAUCCGUAUAAGUAACAUUUCUAGGCCCACCUUGUAUUGAAAUUCGUCCAUUGUAAAUAUUACUGAUCUUUUAUUCUUUCAGAUUGGUUACUGGAGUGGUGGAAUCUUCAGCUUCAACGAAAGCCUUAUACGCAUGUAUGACUCUAAGGGUAGACGUAAGAUGCACACUUCUGAAUGCCCUGGAGUCUGUAAACAUUGCAACUGGAAGGAACAACCACUAGAUGUCACUAAUGUCCCAAUCAAAUUUGAAUCUCACGAGACUAUAUGGGGACUUCUCGUCAUCACGUUGUCCAUAUUAGGAAUUGUGUUAGCCUUCAUCACCAUGAUGCUGUUUAUGCUUAAACAAAACCAUCCAGUGGUGCUUGGUUCGAAUGGAGCGCUAAGUAUCAUAAUACUUUUAGGUAUAGUGCUGCUAUAUUUAAUGAACUUCAUAUGGAUGAUCUCAUCCUCUCCUAUCACGUGUGGAAUGAAACGCUUUGGAAUCGGCUUCUUCUACUCGAUGAUCUUCUCAAGCCUAUUAGUGAAAAUAGUCCGGAUCAACAGAUUUUCAAACAAGAUGAAUUCUAGUAACAAGCCUCAAUUUAUAAGUGGACCUAGCCAGAUUGUUGCCACGUGUGUUCUUAUAGCCCUAGAGUUGGUCCUUGUUGUUGAAUGGCUUAUCCUGAAACCUCCAGAGGUAGAGUGGUACCUCGUUAAUGAAACACAAGAUGAGGAGUACCCUUUAUACACACCAAUCUGGAGAUGUGUCAAUCCAAAACUAUCCUUAGUGCUAUCAUUGUGUUAUAUAUACGUUCUGGUAGUCCUCUCACUCGCGUUUGCCAUCAAAGCUAGGAAGUCGAUCGAGUUCCAACAGGAAGCUAUGUACAUUUGUGUGACAUCCCUAGGAACAAUAGUUAUCAUGCUAGCAUGGAUACCUGUAUAUAUGCUAGCCGAUGGAGAAUACGAAACUCCGGCUAUAUGUAUAGGGAACACUGUAAAUACGUCAUUGAUAUUCGGUAUGAUGUUUCUACCGAAGGUGUUAGCACUAACAGCAACUAGCCCAAAAGGAGCCGCUAAAACCACAAAGAAGACAAAACAAAGCAAACCAACAGAUUCCACCAUUCCAAUACCACAGCAGUAUAUGGAGCCGAGGAAUUCACUAAGAGGAAGCUCAGAUUCAGGUAAGAGAUCAAGUUGGAUCCGUCAAAACACAAGAUUAUUUUAGAUAUUUUGCUUUUUAUAUUCCAGAAAAAUAGAAUUUUAGAGGACUAAUCAUUUGAAUAUCAUGGAUGUCUAUUGUGUAAUAGUAGUAAUAAAGCUAGUCUAUAGGGAUACAAUUAUUACUUAUCAAGAACAAAUUCAACAACCCUUGUGGUUUGAACAAUAGCGCUGCGAACUGGAGCAUUCUGAAGUGCGAAAGUCAGAUCAUAUA